Messenger RNA from Striga hermonthica, 315 nucleotides. NCBI's taxonomy places the organism in Eukaryota, Viridiplantae, Streptophyta, Magnoliopsida, Lamiales, Orobanchaceae. The record is from the annotation of a GenBank genome assembly.
AGAUAUUGUUUUUAAUGAAGAGCAUUUUCCUUUCCAUAAAAAUGAGCAUAUUGAGCAACCUAAUGAUGAUAACACAAUGCAUUUCAUUCCUGAUAUUCACCCAUCACAAACAUCAUUAUCCAUACCCACUGAAACAAUUGGUUUUCCACUUCAACAUCCAACCAAUCUGCCCCCCUCCAUCUCUUCAAGCCCACCUCAAUCCCCACAUAACAGUUCCCAGUUUUCCACUCCCAGUUCAAGUUCACAUUCACCUCAUACAUCACCUCCUGUUUCCCCUCAUAUUCACUCUCAUGACUCACCUCCUGUUUCCCUUCA